Molecule: messenger RNA, 983 nt
Organism: Wallemia mellicola CBS 633.66
Lineage: Eukaryota; Fungi; Basidiomycota; Wallemiomycetes; Wallemiales; Wallemiaceae
Exons: 4
Coding region: 19-912 (297 amino acids)
Molecular function (GO): protein binding
Source: RefSeq, a predicted model, not a curated record
AUCUUGUCUCUUACAAUCAUGGCUAGCAAACAAGAUUUAUUAGGAAUGGGAUUUGAAGAGUCCCGCGUUGACUGGGCACUCAGAGCCACCAAUAACGGCAAUAUGGAAGUCGUACUCGACCAUUUAGAGAACAACGCAGAGAGUGCGGUGCCAGCUGAUAAUGAGCAGGACGCUCAGCCCGCCAGCAUCAAAUGUGACGAAUGUGGAAAGCUAUUCAAAGACAAUGCAUUAGCUGGAUACCACGCUGAGAAAUCUGGCCACGCAUCCUUCUCGCAAUCAACAGAACAAUUAAAACCUCUUACUGAAGAAGAAAAAGCUGAACGUCUCAAGGAACUCAAGGCCAAAAUGGACGAAAAGCGCAAGGCUCAGGCUGAAGCAUCGAAGGAAGACGAUAAGAGAAAUGAGAUCAUUAGGCAGCAGCGCGGAAAGGAGGAACAAGCAAUCAGAGAGGAUAUGAAAGCCAAAGAGCUCAAGAAGGAUCUCGAGAAGAAGAAGAAGGAAAAAGAAGAAGACAGAAAGGCUAUGUUGCGCGUCAAGCAGCAAAUAGAGGCUGAUAAGAAGGAGAGAGCUGAGAAGGCGGCCAAGGAGAAGGCCCUGCGUGAAGGAAAGCUCGAUAACGCGACACCUGCACAGCCAGCUAAGCCUGCUCUUCCACGUGUUUCUGCUUCAAACGCUACAGAAACUAGACUUCAAUUGCGUACACCUAAUGGCACACUCACCACCACCCAAAAGGUAGAAAGCACGCUCACAGAUCUUAGUGACUUUGUUGCUACUCAGCAAAUGGUUGAGCCAAGCAGCUUGUCAUUCGCUACGACAUUCCCUGCACGUACCUUCACCGCCGACGAGAUGCGUAAGAGCUUGAAAGAAUUAGAACUUGUGCCAUCUGCUGCAUUAAUUGUAAAGUACACUUGAGAUGAAAAUUUUCAUAAUAGCAUAACUAUGUAAUAAUUGUUAAAUCGAUAAAAUAAUUAUCUUUCAUUGGC